This is a messenger RNA of Plasmodium vinckei vinckei, 639 nucleotides long. Its product is annotated as phosducin-like protein, putative. The transcript has 8 exons. The record is from RefSeq and is a predicted model, not a curated record. Gene Ontology annotation, cellular component: cytoplasm. Lineage: Eukaryota; Apicomplexa; Aconoidasida; Haemosporida; Plasmodiidae. The coding region runs from base 1 to 639 and encodes 212 amino acids.
AUGAAUCCCAAAAAUAAACUAACGGAUAUUUGCACAUCUCUAACCUUAGAGCAAGCAAAAAAGGACAUAACCAAAGAAUGUAAAUUAGUGAAGGAACAAAAUAAUUAUCCAGGGGAUAUACUAUCGAAAAAUACAUUGGACCAAAAUAUCAAUCCCCUAAAUUCCAACGAAAACGAAAAUAGUGAUGAAGAGGAGAUACGAAAGUGGAGGGAGAAAAGAUUAAUGCAACUUAAAAAAAAGCAAGAGCUAAAAAAAGAUGGUGUUUAUAUAGAUGUAAUUGAAAAGGAUUUCAUACCCACAGUUGUUAAAAAUGCUUGUGUAGUUUGCCAUUUUUAUGAUAACAACUUUAAACGAUGCCAUAUUUUACAUACCCAUUUAAUUAAAUUAGCAAAUAUUCACUUAGCGACAAAAUUUAUCAAAGUAGAGGCUAAAAAUUGCCUAUUUUUUAUGAAUAAAUUAAAUAUAAAGGUUUUGCCGAGUUUAUGUCUUUUUAUCGAUGGUGUGCUAGUCAAGACAUGUAUUGGAUUUGAAGAUUUUGGAAAUAAAGAUGAAUUUAAAACAAAGGAUUUGGAAUUGUUUUUAUUUAAAAAAAAUCUUAUUAGAAAUACGGAAUACAACGAAAGCGAUGAAGAAGAUUAA